AUGAUUAAAAAAUUUUCUUCUAUUAAUUCCCUUUUAAAGGUAACUAAAAAAUAUAGUACAUCAAAACUGUAUAUACCGUAUAAUCAGACAUCCAAUACGUAUGUUGUCAUUGAACCAUAUGUAGAUCUGGAUAAUCGUUUAAAAAAUAGAAAUACUUUAAAAGAUAAUAUAACUUUAAGAGGUUUGAAUAUCAAUAUAGACAAAAUAUGUGAUAGUUGGUUGAGUUUCAUAAGCGCACGAGAAGAAAUUGUCUGUUUAAAUGUUGAAAAACAAAAACUCGCUGAACAAUUAAAAAAAACCAAAAAGGAUAAUAUCAAUGAGAUAAACAGGCUUAAAGACACUAGAUCAAAAGUAGUGACAAGAUUGAAGUCGUUGAGAGAUAAUAUUUCUGCAUUAGAAACUGAAGUGGUUAUUCCUAGUCUUAGCAUCCCCAACAGCUUACACCCUGACUGUCCCUUAUCUGAGAGUAAAAUUUUAUUUCAACACUAUGGGAAAACAAAAAUUGAUAAUACUGAGUGUGUAGAUCAUUUAAAAAUUGGCUCAGCUUUGGAAUGUUUGGAUUUCAUAAAUCCCGUAAUUGUGUACAUUAAGAACAAAGCUUCUCUCUGUGAACAAGCGAUAAUGGCUUAUUUCAACGAGUCUCUAGAAAAGUCUGAUUUUAUACCUUUUUGUAAUUCAGACCUUAUUAAAAGUGUAAUUAUUGAAGGAUGUGGGGCUGACUUUGACAAUGCGGAUCAAACAUUUAUUUUAAGCGAAAAAAACCUGCACUUGGUGGGUGGUGCAAGUCUUCAAUCUUUCUGCGCAUUUCUUGCAAAAACUAGUGUGGGCGGAAACAAACUGCCCCUGAGAUUUUAUUCAACAGGUCGUUUAUACAAACCCUUCAAUAAAAACAUUGGACUUUUCUCUGCUGUACAAACAAAUGCUGUUGAAGUUUUCAUUGGUACAACUGAUGAACGGAAAUCCAGAGACCAAUUUGAUGAAAUGAUGGCCAUUUACAGACGGCUAUAUGAAAGUAUCGGCUUAGACUAUCGUAUAGUCUACUCGCCAGUCUCUAAGUUGGAAAACUGGGAGAGUUUAAGGGCUCAAGUGGAACUGUACUCUGUCAGCUGUCGAGAUUAUGUUGCGGUCGCUUCAUUAUCUUUGUCUGGAGAUUUUAUUAGCAAGCGUUUGAGAAUUUACUGGUCCGGUAAAGAUAAACACAAUUUUUUAAACAUUGUUAAUGGAAAAAUGGUAGACACUAAUGUACUGCUAGGAUGUUUGUUAGAACAAAAUGUAAAUGAGUUCACUGUACCAGACUGUUUAAAAAGUUAUAUGAUUGUAUGAAAUAAUAUUUAUAUAUUUGCUUUGCAUAUUGUACAUAAAUAAAUUACUAUCUAAUACUUAUGUAUGCCAUCAAAAUCAUUACCUUUAAAAUUCUACUAGUAGAUCAUAACAUAGUUAUAGCUAAAAUAUUAUUUAAUUGCAUUUAUACAAUAAACUAUGUUCAUUGUCUUUA
Molecule: messenger RNA, 1495 nt
Organism: Metopolophium dirhodum (rose-grain aphid)
Lineage: Eukaryota; Metazoa; Arthropoda; Insecta; Hemiptera; Aphididae
Gene: Slimp
Product: serine--tRNA synthetase-like protein Slimp
Exons: 1
Coding region: 1-1323 (440 amino acids)
Biological process (GO): seryl-tRNA aminoacylation
Cellular component (GO): mitochondrion
Molecular function (GO): ATP binding; serine-tRNA ligase activity; tRNA binding
Source: RefSeq, a predicted model, not a curated record